GACAAUAUUGGCCAGAUAAAAUGGCUCACUCUCACACUAGCUUUUUUUUUCGCACUGAUUCAAUGCGAUCUAGCUCGAAGAUUUUGUAUAGGAGCUGUGAUAUAUUCCAAGUUUACAUUUUGAGACUAUAGAGAUUCCGUAGCUGUGUGCUGGGAAUGUUGGGUAAUGUUCGGGGGCGCGCUCUGCGCAGUCUAAAAAAAUAGACAGAGUAAAGCUGUGGUCUAAAGACAGACAUUCCGUCUCUUGUGUCUUUUUUGAAGAGAUACAUCACAGAAAAUUGGCGACGAGGAUAAAGUCUUGUUCACAUUAUGGCGCUUAUUGGAAAUAUUAGCGAGUUUGUUUCCGAAAGCAGAGUCUUGGUCGGCUUAUAUUGAACGGCUUGAACAGUUCUUCAAGGCGAACGACAUAAGCGAAGGGAAACAGGUUGCGACGCUGUUGAGUGUGAUGGGAGCAACUACCUACAGUUUACUGAGGAACUUGGUGCAACCAGAGAAGCCAAAGGAUAAGUCUUACAAAGACAUUGUGGACACUUUAAAGAAUCAUUUUGAGCCAAAGCCGUUGCUGAUUGCUGAAAGAUUCCGUUUUAAUCAUUGCAAUCAAAGAGCUGAUGAGAUGGUGAUGGAAUAUGCAGCAGAGCUGAAACAGUGCGCUGUGAGUUGUGAGUUCGGAGCAACACUAGACGAGGCAUCGCGUGACCGUUUCGUAAGUGGAAUCCGCAACGAAGCCUGCCAACGGCGACUGUUGUCUGAAUCUAAUCUGACGUUCGCACGUGCGUUUGAGAUCGCAUUGAGUAUGGAGAGCAAAGAGCAAAGAGCUUUUGGGAAAUGUAAAGACUUGUUAACCAACGACAGGAUUCUGGUGCAUUAUGAUCCAAGUCUACCACUCACCUUGGCUUGCGAUCCUUCAGCAUAUGGAAUUGGAGCUGUUUUGCAACACACCAUGCCCACUGGAGAGGAACGUCCUGUAGCUUAUGCCUCACGAACUCUGUCCCCUGCGGAGAAAAAGUAUUCACAAAUCGAGAAAGAGGGGUUGGCGCUCAUUUUUGGAGUAAAAAAAUUUCACCAAUAUUUGUGGGGAAGGAAAUUCAAGAUGGUGACUGACCAUAAACCUUUGCUGACUUUGUUUGGAGAGCAUAAAAGUCUACCCACCAUGGCAGCGGCCAGGAUUCAAAGAUGGGCAAUCAUCCUCUCAGCUUAUGACUACUACAUUGAAUACUGUCCCUCAGAGAAACACGGUAAUGAACAUAGUAUGUUUUGGAGGGAUGGCCAUUGGAUGUGGAUGAAAGUUUGAAAGCUUACCACUCACGCAGAUAUGAAUUGUCUGCAGAGAGAGGAUGCGUGCUCUGGGGCACAAGGGUGAUAAUACCUGAUAAACUGAGAGAAACUGUACUGAAAGAACUGCAUGUCGGUCAUCAAGGGAUCGUAAAGAUGAAAACUCUUGCCCGCAAAUAUGUGUGGUGGCCUAAAGUGGAUGCAGAUCUGGAGCGGGUUAGCAGAGCUUGUGAGCCAUGCCAGAUGGAACAAAAGGCUCCACGACAGGUUCCGUUACAACCUUGGGAAUUUCCUGGUCAAAGCUGGAAAAGAAUACACAUAGACUUUGCUGGUCCUUUUCUAGGACACACAUUUAUGAUACUUGUGGACACAUACUCGAAGUGGCUGGAGGUGUAUAGAAUGUCUAAUAUCACCUCACAAACUACCAUCGCAAGACUGAAGAGGUUGUUUGCGGCAUACAGACUUCCAGAGCAAAUUGUCACUGACAAUGGAACACAAUUUACAUCUGAGGAGUUCAAAAACUUCAUGCAGCUAAAUGACAUUCUUCAUACAACGAGUGCACCAGGUCAUCCGGCUACCAACGGCCUAGCAGAAAGGUAUGUGCAGACAUUUAAAAGCGGAAUGAAGAAACUUGCACACUUGACAAUGGACUUGGAAGAUAAGAUCUCUCUUUUCUUAAUGCAGUAUCGCACCACUCCAAACUGCACUACAGGCCAAUCGCCAGCAGAUCUUUUUCUUAAUAGGCAUGUGCGCACUCGCCUGGACUUUAUUCAUCCAGAUGUCACUGUUGCUGUUCGCAGGAAGCAAUACCUGCAAAAGUACUAUCAUGACCAAUGUGCUGUGGAGAGGUCUUUUUCUGCAAAGGACGCAGUGUAUCUCCGUAACACCACAGGAGGAGGGAACAAAUGGAUUCCAGGUGUGAUAGUAAAACAAACCGGGCCAGUGUCUUACAAAGUUCAGGGAUGAGACUCAGAUGUCACUUUCAGGAGACAUGGUGACCAAUUGAGACCCCGGGUUGUGGAGGAUGAGCUGGUUAAAGAGACUGACUGUUCAGGGACUGACACUCCGAUCCAAACCCGAGCUCCCGAGGGGGAAAAACAAGCAGUCCCUGAGCCUUCUCAAGAGGACUGUGGAGGGGUUACAGGGGUGGCUCAGAGUCCACGCCGCUCAUCCAGAAGUAGAAAGCCACCAAAACGUUUGGAUCUGUAAUUCAUUAGACAUACACCCAUUGCAAUAGCACUACGGGAUGAUGUUUUUCUGAUGUUCUGACGUUGUUUUUGGAAAGAAGAAAGUAACUGUUAUGUUGUUGGUUAUGCCGAUAAUGUUUUGUGCCAUGCAAGGGUUCAGGUGAAUCUGAAUGUUUGUUGUUUCAAAGGGGGGUAAUGUGAUGUAUUCCAAGUUAACAUUUUGAGACUAUAGAGAUUCCGUAGCUGUGUGCUGGGAAUGUUGGGUAAUGUUCGGGGGCGCGCUCUGCGCAGUCUAAAAAAAUAGAGAAAGCUGUGGUCUAAAGACAGACAUUACGUCUCUUGUGUCUUCUUUGAAGAGAUACAUCACAGGAGCAUGGCGUUUUUUUGAGUCAGAGAUGAAGUAUUACAUGUCUGCUAUCUGGUGCAGGGGAGGUCGCAUGAAAUAUUUGACAAAAUCGGCCGUUUUAUUCUGUGCCGCAUCAUGUCGAGUAAACUCAAGAGGGUUAACUUUUAAGGCCAGUAUACUUUGUUUUUAUGGGUACAAAAUGGUCCACUGGGUGUAGUACACUGUAUGCAUAAUGUGUCACACACACUAUAUCCAUUCUAAGUUAGUUUAUAGUAGAUUUAAUAUUAUAAUUUUGUUCAUGUUUAAUGAUUGGUUAACAAUUUUCGGUCAGGAAAAUUAACCAAAACAAACAUACUUUGAAACAUUAAGUUGCUUUUGCACUAAUCUAUUGUUCUACAUGUGGCAACACUUGUCCAUGCUGUUGUUUCACAGUAGAAAAUGAAACUAAGAGAGAAAACAACAUCAAAAUAGACAAAAACAACAGACGUCCGCAUUGACAAGCACUUGUGUGAGGGGUUUAUGAGAGAGCUUUCAUUUAAAAGAGUACAAGAACAUUUUAUCAACUAUUUAUAGAAAAAUAGAACAGAUGCUGUACAAACAUGAAGCUUUAUAGAGUGCAAGUGCCAACCACCAUGGUAUUUGGAACAAGGUUUUGAGUUUAAUUCCCAAGAAAUGGAUGAAUUUAUAAAAUGUAAACCUUGGAUGCAGUUGAAAUUGAGAAUGAAAAACAAAAAGUUUCUAUCCUAUGUUACUUUUUGU
Carassius auratus (goldfish) is the source of this 3563-nucleotide messenger RNA. RefSeq lists its product as uncharacterized. The coding region runs from base 1428 to 2237 and encodes 269 amino acids. The transcript has a single exon. Gene Ontology annotation, biological process: DNA integration. NCBI's taxonomy places the organism in Eukaryota, Metazoa, Chordata, Actinopteri, Cypriniformes, Cyprinidae. The record is from RefSeq and is a predicted model, not a curated record. Gene Ontology annotation, molecular function: nucleic acid binding.